Molecule: messenger RNA, 3202 nt
Organism: Microcebus murinus (gray mouse lemur)
Lineage: Eukaryota; Metazoa; Chordata; Mammalia; Primates; Cheirogaleidae
Source: RefSeq, a predicted model, not a curated record
GCAUUUUUCCAUCUUUAAAGAGUGUUUGCAUGAAUGUUUGUAUGUGUGUGUGCCCUAUGCACAAUCUCCAGUAUUUUUGUUUGAACAAAUAUUAAAAUGAAAUGAGCUAUUUUAGGAGGUUGGCAGAGAAACAAACCCCACUGUAGAUAUUCCAAAGAAAGAUGUACUUCAUAGCCAUUUUUCAAUACUCAUUACAACUAAAUAUACAGAAUAACAAGGCACUUUAAUCACAAAUUUCAAAGAUAAUUUUGAAAUAAUUUUAUUUCUAUAUGAAUAUUCCACAAUGCAAAGUUGCUUUAGAAAAGGUGAUCGUGUUUUUUUUUUUUUAUUUUUAGGUUACAGACAUUGCCAUAUAUAUGCAUACUAGACAAUAUUGUGAUUUUUUUUCCCUCAAUCAUUUCUCAACAAGUGAAAACUACUUGAGGCAUAAAGCAUUCCAUAAAAUUGACUGCAUUUCUCAGGUGUUUAAAAUAAUUUUGUUUUAUUUUUAUUACUCCAUAUAUUUUUAUAUCAUUUAAGAAGUUUACUGGAAUUCAUUGAUGCUUUGAAGCUGUUUAAAUCUUAAACUUGUACUUAUCCAGUUUUUGUAAAAUGGUUUGCAACUAUCUUCUGAGUGGAAGAUUGUUAUCUAUAUAUUUUUAUUUUCAUUUCCUACUGGCACAUUACUAUAGAAUAUUUAGCUGGAAGAAUAUUUUGAGUUACUUAUGUGUGCAGUCUAUUUGGAAGUGUGGUAAAAGGUUUUUACAGAAUCUACUUAUGCUAGAAGGUAAAUUUCUUUACUACCUAAUAUAUACAAUAAUUAAAGCAGGGAAACAAAAAGUUGCAAAAUGAAUUUAAAAAACUUUUUUUUUUUUACAACUUUUCUACUAAAUUCAUCAUUGAUAUAUCCUCCAGGACACACCUGUCCCCAUACGUAUAAUUGGGGCAUUAGUUUAAGUAAUAUUUGACUGUGAGAUAGAAGUAAAAAAAAAAAAAAACUGAAGUGAUAACACACAAAAAAUCUUGAAGCAGAAUACCAUUUUGUUCUCUUGGAGGGGAAAUGUCACCUUGCCAGGUCUUGUUGUGUGUUUCGUUGCUGCUUCUCUGAUCUCCUAUAGCCUUUUAUUCUACCACAAAGAAUCACACCCUAAAGCAGUAUAGUAAUUAUAUAUCUUCUCUGACUCUUCUGACCAAGAAUUUGAGCUUUUUAACUACAUUAUUAACCAGAAGAUAUAUCAUAUGUCGUUUCUAAGUAUACUUUUCUAUGUUCCGUGAGACAGUAGUAUAAUUUUUUUCCAACUUUUCUGUUUCUACCAUAGCACUAGUGAGCGACUUUGAAUUGGAAUAAAUACAUGUUUAAAUAUACUUUUAAAAUAAUUCAUUCUCUCUCUUUUUCUUUCUCUAUUUCCACUGUCCUUUCCACUCUCUCUCUCUUCCAGAUUAUUAGUUUAUUAAAUGUCUUCACACCCCAGAAAACGCUGGAGGAGUUCCAAGAUGUUUACUUAGUAAUGGAACUGAUGGAUGCCAACUUAUGUCAGGUGAUUCAGAUGGAAUUAGACCAUGAGCGAAUGUCUUACCUGCUAUACCAAAUGUUGUGUGGCAUUAAGCACCUCCACUCUGCUGGAAUUAUACACAGGGAUCUAAAACCAAGUAACAUUGUAGUGAAGUCUGAUUGCACAUUGAAAAUCCUGGACUUUGGACUGGCCAGGACAGCAGGCACGAGCUUCAUGAUGACUCCGUAUGUGGUGACACGUUAUUACAGAGCCCCUGAAGUCAUCUUGGGAAUGGGCUACAAGGAGAACGUGGAUAUAUGGUCUGUGGGAUGCAUUAUGGGAGAAAUGGUUCGCCACAAAAUCCUCUUUCCAGGAAGGGACUAUAUUGACCAGUGGAAUAAGGUAAUUGAACAACUAGGAACACCAUGUCCAGAAUUCAUGAAGAAAUUGCAACCCACAGUAAGAAACUAUGUGGAGAAUCGGCCCAAGUAUGCGGGACUCACCUUCCCCAAGCUCUUUCCGGAUUCCCUCUUCCCCGCUGACUCUGAGCACAAUAAACUCAAAGCUAGCCAAGCCAGGGACUUGUUGUCAAAGAUGCUAGUGAUUGACCCAGCAAAAAGGAUAUCAGUGGAUGACGCCUUACAGCACCCCUACAUCAACGUCUGGUAUGACCCUGCUGAGGUGGAGGCGCCUCCACCUCAGAUAUAUGACAAACAGUUGGAUGAAAGAGAGCACACCAUCGAAGAAUGGAAAGAACUUAUCUACAAGGAAGUAAUGAAUUCAGAAGAAAAGACUAAAAAUGGAGUAUUAAAAGGACAGCCUUCUCCUUCAGCACAGGUGCAGCAGUGAACAGCAGCGAGAGUCUCCCUCCGUCCUCGUCCGUCAACGACAUCUCCUCCAUGUCCACCGACCAGACCCUGGCGUCCGACACUGACAGCAGCCUGGAGGCCUCGGCAGGACCCCUGGGUUGUUGCAGGUGACUAGCCGCCUGCCUGCGAAACCCAGCGUUCUUCAGGAGAUGACGUGAUGGAGCACACACACGCACACGCACACACUCACGCACACACGCAACACCGAGCAAACGGCAAGGGAGAGCAUCCAAGCCUAAAAUUGAAACCAGUCUUUCAGCCUGCUUCUUCCCCAGAGUCCUGUAUUGCAGCUAAGCUCAAACGCAUAUUUAACUUCUAGUUGCUCUUGCUUUGGUCUUCUCCCAACGGCGCUUACUACAGAGAGCAAACCAGACACAAUUAGGGAAGCCUUUUCCGUAAAGUGUAAUUCUAAUGGCUGCAAAACCAGCAACCUGUAACUGCCCUCUCGAAUGGCAUGACAAGGUGUGCAGUGGCCCCGUCCAGCAUGUGUGUGUCUCUAUCUUGCAUCUACCUGCUCCUGCGGCCUAGUCAGAUGGAUGUAGACACAGAUCCGCAUGCGUCUGUAUUCACACGGCACCACUUACUUAGAGAUGCUACUGUCAGUGUCCUCAGGGCUCUCCCGAGACACCGUGCACCCGGGUACCACCUGGUCCAUUUCAUGUGAUCUAUUACUCUGACAUAAACCCAUCUGUAAUAUAUUGCCAGUAUAUAAGCUGUUUAGUUUGUUAAUUGAUUAAGCUGUAUGUCUUAUAAGAAAACAUGUAAAGGGGGAAAACAUGGGGGGAGUGAGCUCUCUUGGGCCCUCGGAGAUGUAGCUUCCAAAUCUGAACUGAUUAAAUGGCACCUGUGUACCAAUCUGUA